UCCCAUUCCCACCCGUUUCACCCGGCCUGGGGCAGGCUUUCCGGGUGGGAACGAGGUGAUCCUGCGGUCCCUGCCAACCCCAAGCGUUGUGUGCUUCCCCAGGUGCUGCGGCACGAGGAGUUCGAGGAGGGCUGCAAGGCCAGCUGCAAUGGCCCUUAUGAUGGAAAAUGGAGCAAGACCAUGGUGGGCUAUGGACCAGAGGACAAUCACUUUGUGGCAGAGCUGACUUACAAUUAUGGCAUUGGAGAGUAUCGCCUGGGCAACGACUUCCUGGGCAUCACUCUGGUGUCCAGCCAGGCUGUGAGCAAUGCCAGGAAGAUGGGCUGGCCCCUCAAAGAAAUCACCUCUGGUGUCUUUGAAGCUGAAGCCCCAGGAGGAUACAAGUUCUACCUGGAAGACAAGGAACAGCUCAAGCAAGAUCCCGUGUGGAAGGUUACCCUGGGUGUCUCAGACCUGCAGAAGUCUGUGAGCUACUGGUCUGGUUUGCUUGGGAUGAAAAUAUAUGAGAAGGAUGAUGAGAAACAAAGGGCUUUGCUGGGCUACGCUGAUAACCAGUGCAAGCUGGAGCUGAAGGCUGUUGGAGGAGCAGUGGAUCAUGGCACAGCGUUUGGACGCAUCGCCUUCUCCUGUGCCAAGGAAGAGCUGCCAAACAUUGAAGCCCUGAUGAAAAAAGAGAAUCAGAAAAUUUUGACGCCCCUGGUCAGCUUGGACACGCCUGGGAAAGCCACGGUGCAAGUGGUUAUUCUGGCUGAUCCUGAUGGCCAUGAAAUCUGUUUUGUGGGAGAUGAAGCGUUCAGAGAGCUGUCCCAGGUGGACCCUAAUGGUGACAAGCUGUUGGAUGAUGCCAUGGCUGCAGACAACAGUGACAAGUGGUUUGCUGAGCACAACAUGAAGAAGGUUUCAGCUUAGCUGGAGGAACGGAUUGGGCUGCUCCUCUGUGCCUUGGAGUUCUCCCGAGAAAAUUCCAAUCCUGGUUAAAGUGCUGCCUUCCCAAUCAGAGGGUGCUGGAGUGUCCCUUGGUGAUUUUUUUGAGUUGGUUUUAGCUGAUGUCUCUGGCCUGCUGCUCUCUCCAGUAAAUAACAUCUCCUCCCAAAAAAUGGGGCUGUGCAGCAAAGAAGCAGCUGAGCCCUUGGCUUCAAAAACAGGAAUCAUCAGUCAAGAAAACCUCACAUUUCUGUCUUGUUGUUACACUUGAAAGAAAGGUUAUUUUCUGGUUAAUUAAUUUUCUGAUUAGUUUGCUUUAGCUAUCCUUUAUUUGCAGGCUAGAGAGAAGAUUUUCAGGCAGCUGUGUCUACUCCCCCUCUCCAGUGGGGUGUGGGGAGUUGGAGCAGGGAGUUCAUCCCUUUAUUGGGAACAAAGAAAUGAUCUUGGCAAAGCAUGUGAGUGAAUACUCCAGUCCUUGUUUUCAUUCCAAGGUGUUUCCCCAACUCUCAAGGUGCAAUGUUCACUGGAGAAGCCAGCCCCUGGUGUGUUUCUCACUAGGAUCCCGGUGUUGAUGGGGUGGUUUCCACCCCUUCUCAGGGAGAUUUCCACUCCAGGAGGGAGCUGAGGCUGUGCUUUGGGGUUUGUAGCUGCACUGUCUGCUGAGGUGCCAGGGUGCAGCUUGAAAUCAGUUUUGCAUUUAGCUUUUGGUGAGGAACUUCGGGGAUAACAGUUGAAGGGUUUAUCCUGUUGAAAUGAAGUCACUCUGCUUUUGCUGGUGGAAUAAAAGCUGGGAAUACAGGGGGACAUUCCUGGCAUUGUUUCUGUCAGGUAUGCUGUCUGACUUGCCGUUUUCUUGAUGAAAACCUUAAAUAAAACACUUUAAAUCACAUUUUCCUCACAGAACUGAAAUGAGUUUUAUGGAGAUCAGGCAGUGUUGGCACUUCUGAGCUGAAACAGGAAAAAUUCCUCGCUGGGCUUUGGUUCGAGCUUUUAAAAUUCAGCUUUAAUGACGGGUUUGAAUCCUGUUCGUCAAAUUAAACAUGUUGAUCUCGGA
This is a messenger RNA of Cyanistes caeruleus (blue tit), 1978 nucleotides long. Lineage: Eukaryota; Metazoa; Chordata; Aves; Passeriformes; Paridae. The record is from RefSeq and is a predicted model, not a curated record.